Molecule: messenger RNA, 618 nt
Organism: Rotaria sordida
Lineage: Eukaryota; Metazoa; Rotifera; Eurotatoria; Philodinida; Philodinidae
Source: the annotation of a GenBank genome assembly
AUGCAUCUGUUUCUUGGUUGGCGUGAAAUGGAAGAUCAAAUUGGUACAUUAGGAUACUCAAUUGAAAAUUAUCUAUGGGGAGACGCUCGUGCUCGUCAUACAUUUUUAAUAGCAUGUACUGAUGAACAUCCUUUAGUAUUUAUUGAAAUCGAUGUUGGUAAUCCUGAAAAAGGUAUUCAUAAAAGUAUGAAAUUAAAUAUUAAAGAAUUAGAUGAAAUACCUAAUACAAUAUCUAAAAUUGAAUUCAUUGGUGAAACAUCAUCACCAAUAGCAUUACCACAUCUUAUUAAAUCAGCAUAUGAUUAUGUAAAAGAACAUCCAAACUAUCAUGUAUUAUUAAAUAACUGUCGAACAUUUGUUGAAUAUCUUAUUGAUCAAAUACCAGAAUUUCGCGAUUCUAUACCACGUAGAAAUGGUUCUAUACUUGAAUAUUAUCAUGCACAAGCGAAAAAUGAACAUCCAGGAGCUUUACUGAGAAGUAAAAGAUUUUUGAAAGAUAUUCAUGAUUUCCAUCGACGCAACAGAGAAUAUAAAUAUGCUAGUCUAUUAGUAUUACACAUGGAAUUACCUAAACUAGAUAAUGAUAAUGAUGUUCGAAUUAUUGAAACACGACUUUGA